Molecule: messenger RNA, 1208 nt
Organism: Colius striatus (speckled mousebird)
Lineage: Eukaryota; Metazoa; Chordata; Aves; Coliiformes; Coliidae
Gene: ALDOA
Product: aldolase, fructose-bisphosphate A
Exons: 8
Coding region: 41-1135 (364 amino acids)
Biological process (GO): glycolytic process; fructose 1,6-bisphosphate metabolic process
Cellular component (GO): cytosol
Molecular function (GO): fructose-bisphosphate aldolase activity
Source: RefSeq, a predicted model, not a curated record
UGACGUCACUGAGCGCGGCCCGUGACGUCACCCCGCAGCCAUGGCGCCGCCCGUGCCCGCGCUGACGCCCGAGCAGAAGCAGGAGCUGGCGGCCAUCGCCCAGCGCAUCGUGGCGCCCGGGAAGGGCAUCCUGGCGGCCGACGAGUCCACCGGCAGCAUCGCCAAGCGCCUGAGCUCGGUGGGGGCGGAGAACACGGAGGAGAACCGGCGCUGGUACCGGCAGCUGCUGUUCACGGCGGACGGGCGCGUGGAGCCCUGCAUCGGCGGCGUCAUCCUGUUCCACGAGACGCUGUACCAGAAGGCGGACGACGGGCGCCCCUUCCCCCAGGUCAUCAAGGGCAAGGGCGCCGUGGUGGGCAUCAAGGUGGACAAGGGCGUCGUGCCCCUGGCUGGCACCAACGGUGAGACCACCACCCAAGGGCUGGAUGGGCUCCAGGAGCGCUGUGCCCAGUACAAGAAGGACGGGGCUGACUUUGCCAAGUGGCGCUGUGUGCUCAGGAUCGGGCCCCACACGCCCACCCGCCUGGCGGUGAUGGAGAAUGCCAACGUGCUGGCACGCUAUGCCAGCAUCUGCCAGCAGAACGGCAUCGUGCCCAUCGUGGAGCCCGAGAUCCUGCCCGACGGCGACCACGACCUCAAGACCUGUCAGUACGUCACUGAGAAGGUCCUGGCAGCCGUGUACAAGGCCCUGAGUGACCACCACGUGUACCUGGAGGGGACUUUGCUGAAGCCCAACAUGGUGACCCAAGGCCACUCCUGUCCCAAGAAGUACAGCCCCGAGGAGAUCGCCAUGGCCACCGUCACCGCGCUGCGCCGCACCGUCCCCCCGGCCGUGCCAGGCAUCACCUUCCUGUCUGGUGGCCAGAGCGAGGAGGAGGCCUCCAUCAACCUCAACGCCAUCAACCGCUGUCCCCUGGCCAAGCCCUGGGCCUUGACCUUCUCCUACGGGCGCGCUCUGCAGGCCUCGGCCCUCAAGGCCUGGGCUGGCAAGAAGGACAACACCAAGGCUGCCCAGGAGGAGUAUGUCAAGAGGGCCCUGGCCAACUCGCUGGCGUGUCAGGGCAAGUACAGCCCCAGCGGCGCGGCCGGGGCGGCGGCCAGCGAGUCGCUCUUCGUGUCCAACCACGCCUACUGAUGACGUCAUCGGCACGCGCCACGGCCCGCCCCCGGAGAGAGGGAGAGGGGGAAUAAAGAUGGCGGCCACUGAA